Benincasa hispida (wax gourd) is the source of this 752-nucleotide messenger RNA. Its product is annotated as 11 kDa late embryogenesis abundant protein. Gene Ontology annotation, biological process: embryo development ending in seed dormancy. NCBI's taxonomy places the organism in Eukaryota, Viridiplantae, Streptophyta, Magnoliopsida, Cucurbitales, Cucurbitaceae. The record is from RefSeq and is a predicted model, not a curated record.
UAUAUGGUCAAUAAAAAUUACACAGAGAAAUAAGAAAUGCAGUCGGGAAAGAAGGCAGUGGAAUCUAUGAAGGAAUCAGCUGCAAAUGUUGCAGCCUCUGCCAAGGCCGGCAUGGACAAGACUAAAGCCACCGUGCAAGAGAAGAUGGAGAAGGUCACAGCCCAUGAUCCGUUAGCAAAAGAAAUAGCAGAGGAGAAAAAACAAGCGAAGAUUCACGAGGCAGAGCUCAACAAACAGGAGGCGCGUGAGCACAACGCUGCCGUGAGACAGGCUGCUACGGCAGCGGCAGGCACACAUGGAACACACCCAACAACCCACCCGACCGCGACAUACUCCACCAGCGGAGCCCAUGGCUACACCACUGGGACCCAGCAGAUGUCGGCAUUGCCUGGGCACGGCACCGGACAACCAACGGGGCCUUUCGUGGAGGGCGUCGUUGGGGCACACCCGAUCGGCACGGAGACUGGCACUGGAAGGACGACGACAGCCCACAACCCUCUUGUUGGUGGGAGGACUGGGUACGGGACUCAGACCGGCACUGGCACCGGGGGUGGGCAUAGUUAAGAUGUGGAUGUUGUUACUCUCUAUAUUAGAAGUGGACUUUGGUGUUUUAAUCUUGAAGUCCAAUUGUGUUGUGUGUGGUUCUAGGGUGGUUCUUCAUAUUUUGUAUGGUUUUAUGUUUUGCACUUUAGCCUUAUGAAAGUGCUUUAUCAAAUGAUGAAUAAAAUUUGUACGUUUUGUUUAUGUUUACC